Pelagomonas calceolata is the source of this 1382-nucleotide messenger RNA. The record is from the annotation of a GenBank genome assembly. Lineage: Eukaryota; Pelagophyceae; Pelagomonadales; Pelagomonadaceae.
UGCUUAAAAUUUUUUUUGGUUGGCCGCGCUCUCUAAGCCAUUGAGCUGCAGCAUCGAUGGCCCAAAGAUGUAUUCUCCUCCUCUUGGCCGCCUGGCAAGCCGCAGCCUACAUCCCCUCGCCGCAGAGGCUGAGACCAGCACUCCAGCUCUCUCAGCAGCAGGAGGCACGCGCGCAACGCGUCGCACAGAUGGCGCCACCGCGCCAUCUAUGCCGGCUACGCGCAGCCGAUGACGACGCCGACGAGGACCCGGAACUCUUGCUAGCAAAGGCCGAAUUCCUCCGCCAGCAAGCAGCGUACCUCGAAGAAUCGAUGCCCAAGCGGGAGCCGAUCGGCCUCCAGCCGCAGGAGAGCAAGGAGCCGUCGUUGGAUGGGAUGACGGUCGUCGUCACGGGCGCUAAUGGUGAGGUCGGCUCCAUCAUAACAGAAGAGUUGCUCAGCCGCGGCUGCCGGGUGCGCGCGAUCGUGCGCAGCGCGGAGGACCAGGGCUCGUACGAGCGCCUGUCGUACGCCGUCGGCGCGGAGUCGCUCCAGGGCGAGAUCGAGGCGCCCUGGAUCUUGCGGGACACGUCCGAGGGCGGUCCGUUAUUUAACUCGCCGGCGACGUACACGGCGCCGGAGGACGAUUCGCUCGCGGACACGUCCGACGAAGAAUAUGCGAAGCUGACGCCGUACGGGCAGAAUCAAGUAGUCGCGGCCCGAGCCGCGCGGAAGCUGCGGAAGCUCGAGGUCCGGUCCGCGGAUUUGAGGAACGAAAAGGACUGCACCGGCGUCGUGUUUGGGGCGGACGCCGUGAUUCACUGUGCCGCGUCCCUGAAACCAAAUGGGGAUAAGAGCCGCGGCGACGACGCCGGCGGGCGGCUCCUGGAGGAGGCCGGGCGGCUCUUCGAGUUCCGGCUGCCGCGCGUCGACCGCGUCAAGGCCGCGUCCUCGGGCGAGGGCUCGGCGGACGUGGAAGGCGUGGAGUUCCUGGCGCGGGCCCUGGCGAAGAGCCUCGCGCGCGAGCGGCCGAAGCCCGACCGGCCGCUGGCCUUUAUCCUGCUGUCGGGGCGGUCGACCGCGGGCGACGGCGCAUUUGUCGAGCGCAAGCGCGAGUCCGAGGCGGCCUUCACGCGCGUCGCGUCGACGGCGGACUGGAGCGGGUCGCUCAUCGCGCGCCUGCCGCCGAUAGACGCGUUCGGCUACGACGCCGGCGCGCGGCUGGAGCGCGCAAAGGCGGACGCCGUCGCGCCGGCCGGCGCCCUGUUCCCGCCGGCGCUCGCCGGCACCAUCUCCAAGGUGGACGCGACGCCGCGCGACGUGGCGCGGGUCGUCGCGGACGCGCUCGUCGACGCGGAACUGCGCGGGGGGCUUGGCGUGGCGGACCUCGUUAUUGAUGGGUAA